This is a messenger RNA of Clonostachys byssicola, 490 nucleotides long. The record is from the annotation of a GenBank genome assembly. NCBI's taxonomy places the organism in Eukaryota, Fungi, Ascomycota, Sordariomycetes, Hypocreales, Bionectriaceae.
AUGGCAACGAGAACGAAGAAACAACGUCGACGGAGGCCCGGGGGGACCUUCUUCGCCCUUUACAUUUACACGAACAGCUUGGGCAAGAGCGAAAGGGUGAGCGGGACUCUUGGAAGUCUUGGCGGGCCUUGGCGGGCCUUGGCAGCUCUUGGCGCUGAGAAAUAGGUUCUGCGCCAUAAAAGAGACUUUGGCUCGGUGCGGCCGACCAUACAUCACACAAGUACCGCACUAACAGAGACACACCACCCCGUCAGGCAAAUAUGAGCCUGCCAAGAUAUGCCAAGCCUUGGCGGGCUUGGCAUUGCCCCUCGUCGCAAGGCUGUCAUUGGCCUCGCCGUACGCUGGGCGGCCACCCGAGUACUGUGCACCACCUAUCGGCUCCUCCUUUGCGCUUUUCAGCAUUGGCACACACACGCACGCUCUUCUCUCGUUCGCCCGCUCUGCUCCAGCCGCUGCUAAGCUUUUCGGGUCAGCAGGUACCUUAACGUAG